Phyllopteryx taeniolatus (common seadragon) is the source of this 2948-nucleotide messenger RNA. RefSeq names its product SUV3-like helicase (gene supv3l1). Gene Ontology annotation, molecular function: ATP binding; RNA helicase activity; hydrolase activity, acting on acid anhydrides. NCBI's taxonomy places the organism in Eukaryota, Metazoa, Chordata, Actinopteri, Syngnathiformes, Syngnathidae. The record is from RefSeq and is a predicted model, not a curated record. Gene Ontology annotation, biological process: mitochondrial RNA 3'-end processing; RNA catabolic process. Gene Ontology annotation, cellular component: mitochondrial degradosome. The transcript has 16 exons. Bases 306 to 2645 code for a protein of 779 amino acids.
ACAUUUUAUUUUGUAAAUAUCCUUUUCAGAUAUAGCGUUUUAAUAUUAGGGAUAUGUCGUCAUAAAUAUUGAGGUAAGGUCAUUUGCCAUUUUUUUUUUGGUAACAGGCAUUAUUGUGGACAGCUACCCUUAGACUGGUCCUGUCCCACGUUGGCGCAUAGCAGGAAGAGAAAAAGAGAAGAGACCGUCCUCUAGUCAAGUUAGCGGUGUGUUUUCACACUUUCAUGGCUAUGGCGACACAUUAACGUCGUGUCCUGGCGCGUUCCCAGUUGGAUAGUAUAAACUUGAGAGGGAAAAAAAAAACAAUGUCGGUGAACGUGUGUUUGUAUUUAAUUUCUCGCCUUCGUCACAAUGUUAACACUCGAACAGCUCGCCUGGUCAGAAGUAGCCGUCAUGCGGUUUCGGGCCCCGUUUCUUUGCAUAGAGAGCACCCGGUGUGUACCGUGGUUAGCAGCAGGAAUUGUUCUUCAUCCUCUAAACCUCCGGACACGUCUCUUUUUCUCCCUCUCACGCUGAAGACGGACCUGUCUGCUGAAGGGAGUGUGGGAGCGGAGCUGACCCAGCCUCUGGAUAAAAGUGAGCUUUUAAAAAUUGCAAACCGGUUUUACAAGAGGAAAGAGAUGCAGAAGCUGGCUGCAGAUAACGGACUGGAUGCACGACUCUUCCACCAGGCCUUUAUUAACUUCAGGAAAUAUAUCCUAGAGGUGCCAUCACUCCCUGCUGAUCUGCACAUCAUUCUCAGUGACAUUUGUUGCGGAGCAGGUCACAUAGAUGACAUCUACCCAUAUUUCAUGCGACACGCCAAGCAGAUCUUUCCCAUGCUUGACUGUAUGGACGACCUGAGGAAGAUCUCUGACCUCAGAGUUCCUGCUAACUGGUACCCGGAGGCCCGCGCCAUCCAGAGGAAGGUGAUCUUCCAUGCCGGCCCCACCAACAGCGGCAAAACCUACAACGCCAUCCAACGCUACCUGGCGGCAAAGUCGGGGGUCUACUGCGGACCCCUCAAACUUCUCGCCCACGAAAUCUUUGAAAAGACCAACCAAGCUGAUGUACCAUGUGACUUGGUUACUGGCGAGGAAAGGACGUUUGUGGACGCGGAGGGUCGAGCGUCUGGUCAUGUGGCCUGCACCAUCGAGAUGUGCAGCGUCACAACACCAUAUGAAGUGGCUGUGAUCGAUGAAAUUCAAAUGAUCAGAGAUCCCUCACGAGGCUGGGCCUGGACCAGAGCUCUGCUGGGUCUCUGUGCGGAGGAGAUUCAUGUGUGUGGUGAACCUGCAGCCAUUGACUUCGUCAGAGAGCUGAUGUAUAGCACUGGAGAGGAGGUUGAGGUCCAUACCUACCAACGUCUAACUCCGUUCUCCAUCCUGGAUAGCGCUGUGGAGUCUCUAGACAACCUGAGAGCAGGGGAUUGCAUCGUGUGCUUCAGUAAAAAUGACAUCUACUCCAUAAGCAGGCAGAUUGAAGCCAGGGGGCUUGAAUGUGCUGUCAUUUAUGGAAGUUUACCUCCAGGCACCAAACUCUCUCAGGCCAAGAAGUUCAACGACCCCGAUGACCCCUGCACAAUCUUGGUAGCAACAGAUGCUAUUGGGAUGGGCCUUAAUUUGAGCAUAAAACGUAUCAUCUUCAACAGUCUAGUGAAGCCGAAUGUCAACGAAAAAGGGGAGAAGCAGAUGGAGACCAUCAGCACGUCGCAGGCUCUCCAAAUCGCCGGGCGAGCCGGAAGGUUCUCUUCCAAGUUCAAAGAGGGAGAGGUAACCACCAUGCACAGAGAUGAUCUUCCAGUCCUAAAGGAUAUACUAAAUCACACUGUGGAGCCCAUUGAGACUGCAGGUCUUCAUCCCACUGCAGAGCAGAUUGAGAUGUUUGCUUAUCAUCUACCCGAUGCUACUCUCUCUAACCUCAUUGACAUUUUUGUCAGCCUCUCCCAGGUGGACGGCCUCUAUUUUGUCUGCAACAUCGAUGACUUUAAGUUCCUGGCUGACAUGAUUCAGCACAUCCCGCUCAACCUGAGGUCACGCUACGUUUUCUGCACGGCUCCCAUCAAUAAGAAGCAGCCUUUUGUAUGCACAUCUUUCUUAAAGUUCGCCCGUCAGUUCAGCCGAGACGAACCCUUGACCUUUGACUGGGUCUGUCGGCAUGUCAACUGGCCUCUGGCCCCGCCCAAAAACAUAAAAGACCUGGUUCACCUGGAGGCUGUUCACGACGUGUUGGAUCUUUACCUCUGGUUAAGUUACCGUUUCUUGGACAUGUUCCCUGACACUGCCUUUGUGCGAGAAAUCCAACGGGAACUGGACGCCACCAUCCAAGAGGGCGUACGAAAUAUCACGCGUCUCAUCCGAGCCACAGACCCGGCCAUCACCGGCCCACUCCAGGCGCAGAGAAACCGGGUCCAAACUGGUGCCUCUGAUAGCCACUCGUCAGGAGUCAGAAGAAGUCUGAGCACUUCAAAAGGCUUGAAACAGACCGUGGACAGCUCGCUAGCUAACCGCCUGGUGCGAGACGGACUUUUGACGUCCGAGAUCCUGCAGCAGCUGCAGAAGGAGUGGUCUAAAGAACAGAAGAAGGAGUCCAGCAAUCAGAGCGCACUGGAUAUUAAAUAUCACAGUAACAGCAACAAAGACAACAAGAGGAAAAAGAGGAAAUGAAUCAUCAUUUAAGAAGAAACUGGUGAACCGUGGUGGACCAUACACCUCACAAUGUGUAUCAUGCAAUUUACCCCUAAAAUCUAAAAUGUUAUGUUUAAGGUAAUACAGUACUUAGAAUAAAGUCACUUAAUUGAUAAAGGUCUUGUUUUGUAUGCAAAGGUAUAGAUUUAAAAUCUUACAUUUUCAGUUUCACUUUGCCUAUAGGUCAAAGGUGCACAACCUUUUACCAGUUUCAGUUCUCUGAGAGCGAAACUAAAUUUGAGAAAAAUCUUGCAGUAAUCCAAUAAAUGUUUAUUAUAUACA